Messenger RNA from Corythoichthys intestinalis (scribbled pipefish), 2652 nucleotides. RefSeq lists its product as uncharacterized. The record is from RefSeq and is a predicted model, not a curated record. The transcript has 2 exons. The coding region runs from base 1 to 2652 and encodes 883 amino acids. Lineage: Eukaryota; Metazoa; Chordata; Actinopteri; Syngnathiformes; Syngnathidae. Gene Ontology annotation, molecular function: DNA binding. Gene Ontology annotation, biological process: DNA recombination; DNA integration.
AUGGGGGCCAUCGAGCCUGUGGAUCCCCGGGCUUGCCCCCGGGGUUUUUACUCAACUUAUUUUCUGGUUCCGAAGAAGACCGGCGGUUUUCGGCCGGUUCUGGAUUUGCGGGGCCUCAAUCGGUACCUGAAGGUACUUCCGUUCCGCAUGUUGACCGUCGCGGAUGUAUUGCGGGUGGUCGCCCGGGGGGAGUGGUUCACCUCCGUGGACCUGAAGGACGCCUACUUUCAUGUGCCGGUCGCUCCUCGCCACAGGCGGUUCCUCCGCUUCGCCUACAGGGGUCGCCACUGGCAGUUCAGGGUGCUCCCCUUCGGGCCCUCCCUUUCCCCGAGGGUGUUCACCCGUGUUGUGCGGGCUGGUCUGGCUCCCCUCCAGUCGGUGGGCAGGAAGAUUCUGCCCUACCUCGACGACUGGCUGCUGUGUGCGCUGUCGCGCGCUCAGGCGUACGGCGAUACGGCAGUCCUUCUUGCCCACGUGGAUCGCUUGGGCAUCAGGGUGAAGUCGUGUCUGGUUCCUUCCCAGCAGGCGACCUUCCUCGGGGUGUCUCUGGACUCGGUGGCCAUGUUGGCUCGACCGUCGUCCCGUCGGGUGGAGGCCGCUCUUCGCCUCCUCUCGCAUUUUUCGGUGGGUCAGGUACGUCCGUAUCUGACCUUUCUGCGUCUUUUGGGCGUGCUGACGUCCCUGACCGCGGUCGUGCCCCUUGGUCUUCUCUUCUUGCGCCCCCUGCAGCGGUGGCUGAAUGGCUUUCGCCUGGACGCCAGGCGGCACCGGCGACGGUUACUGAGAGUCUCCGGCCGGUGCGCGGUGGCCUUGGCGCCGUGGAGGAACGGGGCUUUCUUGUUGGAGGGCGUUCCAUUGGGGGUUGCCCCAGUCCGUCGCGAGGUGGUCACUACGGACGCCAGUCGCUUGGGAUGGGGUGCCGUCUGGCAGCGCAGGGCUGCUCGGGGUAGCUGGUCUCUGCGGGACCACGCUGUCCACAUCAACGUCCUGGAGCUGCGUGCGGUUCACCUGGCUCUCCGGCACUUUUACCCUUUCCUACGGGGAAGGCACGUGCUGGUGCGUUCAGACAAUGCUGCCGCCGUGUACCACAUCAACCACCAGGGGGGCACGAGGUCCGCUCAUCUCUUGGAGGCCUCCCGCCGUCUUCUUGUGUGGGCGGCCCCUCGUCUUGCGAGUCUGCGGGCCGCCUAUCUUCCCGGCCAGUUGAACCGUCUGGCGGACUCCUUGUCCCGCCGUCGCCUCCCGCCGGGGGAGUGGCGCCUCCAUCCCGAGGUGGUGCGCGCGAUUUGGGGAGUUUUCGGCCAAGCCGAGGUGGACCUCUUCGCCUCCCGGGAGUCGGCCCAUUGCCCUCUCUGGUUUUCCCUGGGGGAGCGCUCCAGCCCUCUCGGUCAGGACGCGCUGGCCCACCCCUGGCCGAGGGUCCUGCUCUACGCCUUCCCGCCGCUCCCUCUGAUCUGGCUGACGCUUCGGAGGGUGUCUUUGGAGGGGCACUCAUUGCUGCUGGUGGCCCCCUUCUGGCCGGCUCGCCUAUGGUUUCCCCUGCUGCGCAGCCUGUGUGUCGGCGAGCCUUGGUGCCUCCCCGAGAGGCGGGAUCUACUGUCCCAGUUGGGGGGCCAGUUAUGGCAUCCCGAUCCUGGCCGUCUCCGCCUGCACGUCUGGCCGCUGAGGGGACCGACUCGCUGUUUGACGCCUGCUCGAUACGCUGGCCGGUGGAGGUUGUUCGUGAAGUGGUGCGGGGACCGUGGGGAUGACCCGGUGAGUUGUUCUGUCCCCACUGUUCUGGACUUCUUACAGUCCCUCCUUGAUAUUGGUCGCUCUCCGUCCACCCUCAAGGUCUACGUCGCUGCCAUCUCUGCUCAUCACGCCAAGGUCUCUGGUGGAUCUGUGGGGAACCACGGCCUGGUCGCUACAUUCCUCAAGGGGGCUCUGAGGCUCCACCCCCGCAGGUGUCCUCGCGCCCCGGUCUGGGAUCUGCAGCUGGUGCUUGACAGCUUGUGCCGCCCCCCCUUCGAGCCUAUGGAUGCGGCCAGGCCUCAGUGGGUCGCCCGCAAGGCGGCGUUCCUGCUGGCCGUUGCCUCUGCUAAGCGGGUUGGCGAACUGCACGCACUCUCGGUUAGCCCGUCGUGCAUGUUUUGGCACCCCGAGGGUUCAGUUGUCACACUGUGGCCUAACGUUGCGUUUAUGCCCAAGGUGUUGGCUGACUCCCGUUGCAAUCGUCCCUUACGCCUUGCUCGUUACCGCCCCCCACCUGGGGAGGGUGGGAGCAGACCGGAGCUGUUGUGCCCGGUGAGGGCCCUGAGGCUUUAUGUGGACUCCACGGCAAGUUUUCGUAGGUCGUCCCAACUUUUUGUCUGCUACGGGGCACGUGGUCGGGGCUCUGCCCUCUCCAAGCAGCGCCUCUCUCAUUGGGUCGUUGAUACUAUUUCUUACUCCUAUCAGAUGGCUUGUCGCCCCCUGCCGUCGGGUGUGCGCUGUCACUCUACCAGGGGCGUGGCCACAUCCUGGGCUGCCCUGAAAGGGGUGCCUCUGGAGGACAUCUGUGCCGCCGCCUCAUGGUCGGCGCCUGGCACCUUCUUCAGGUUCUACUGUUUGGACGUCACCUCUCCCCACCCGCUGGGUGCGGUCUUCGGAUCGGAGGGGACUUCCCUGUGA